UGACUAAAACAGAUAAGCUGUGUGUGUGUGUGUGUGUGUGUGUGUGUGUGAUAAAGAGAGAGAGCAGUGUAAACAGCGAUCCAGACAGAAGAAGAUCUCCAGUCCAUCAUGAAGGUCCAGACCGUAGCGCUGCUCCUCUCCGCUGUCCUGCACUCAGUGUGGGGUCAGAGUCCUGUGGUGACCGUCCGGCCGCGGGCGGCUGCCGUUAAACCCGGCGAGGCGGUCAGCUUCCACUGCCGUGUGACCGGCGGCUCCCAGCCCGUCCAGCUGGAGUGGAGGAGGACCAACAGCCAGCCGCUGGGAGAUAACGUGAAGCUUGGACCUGAUGGUGCCGUGCUGACCAUCGCUAGCGUCCGUCUCGGGGACCAGGGCGGGUACCGCUGCAUCGCCACCAACGCUCAGGGCAAAGGGAUGACCACGGCGUCUCUGAACAUCAGACAGCCUCCGAAGGUGCGUGUGACGCCCGCUGGGCCGCUGUCGGUUACCGCCGGCGACAGCGUGACUCUGGAGUGCAGCGUCACAGGGAAGCCCCGCCCCUCCAUCAGCUGGAUCAAACAGGGAAGCGAUACGGCGCUCGUCUCCACGACAACAGAAGCUACAGCAUCCCUACAGGUGACAGUGAUGUCAGCCGAGGAUGUCGGGGUGUUUGUGUGCCGCGCUCAGAGCAGGGAGGGGCUUGCUGAGGGGCAGGUGGAGCUUACGCUGAAGGGCGGGGCGUUUCCUCAGGCCUCGGUAACAGAAACAGAUCUGACAGCCGUCGAGGGACAGAGCGUCACCAUGCACUGCCACGCCAGCGGUUCACCCGCUCCAGUCAUCUCCUGGUCGAAGCUGCGGGCGCCGUUGCCGUGGCAACACAAAGCGCACGGCGGGGUUCUGACGCUCAGUCACGUGGGUCGACAGGACUCAGGACAGUACAUCUGUAACGCCACCAACGCCCUGGGCUUCAGCGAGGCCUACGUGCAGCUGGAGGUGGACUCUCCUCCCUACGCCACCACGCUGACGGAAGAGACCGUCGCGCGCCCCGGAGACGCCUUGCGCCUGCAGUGCCUCGCUCACGGAACUCAUCCAAUCCGCUUCCGCUGGACGCGUGUGGGCGGGGCCUCCAUGUCGCCGGGGGCGGAGUCCACCAAAGACGGCCUGCUGAAGAUCGCGCAGCUCAGAGUGACGGACAGCGGCACAUAUAAGUGUGUGGCGACCAAUCACGUGGGCUCCAGUGAAGCGCUGACAAAGGUCACUGUGAGAGCUUAAUCACAGACCUGCUUGCUGAUUGUAAAAAUCUACCCAUUAAUUACGAGGACAAAAGAGGCUUCAGACCUACAAGAUGAUGAAGCUCAGAGACCAAACAAAUGUUGAGUUUCGCAAUGGUGUUCAGAACAUCAAAAAAUAGUUCAAUUUUUUUUAUAUUCUGCUAUUGUGAUUAUUUCUGAAAUAGCACAAUGGAAAAAUGCUUUCACUUUGGCAUUCAAAUCAAAUGCGUAAUAAAACAUUGUGUGAAUAAAUGUGUAAUUACCUUCCA
Molecule: messenger RNA, 1516 nt
Organism: Puntigrus tetrazona (Sumatra barb)
Lineage: Eukaryota; Metazoa; Chordata; Actinopteri; Cypriniformes; Cyprinidae
Product: basement membrane-specific heparan sulfate proteoglycan core protein-like
Exons: 9
Coding region: 109-1248 (379 amino acids)
Biological process (GO): cell-cell adhesion
Cellular component (GO): cell-cell junction; membrane
Molecular function (GO): cell adhesion molecule binding
Source: RefSeq, a predicted model, not a curated record